UUUUUAUUAUUCCAAAUUUCCCAAAAAGCAAGGUAAGAUAUGUAAUAAUUUAGAAACCAAGUAAUGUUAGUUGAGUAUCCUCUAUUACAAACUCAUGUCUAUAUAUAAACACCCACUUCACCACUCCACAAGAAAAAGAAAACAAAACUCCCACCACUAUACUCUCUCUUUAACUUCUCUUCUUCACCAAAUCUAUCUUUCAGUUUCUCUCACCUGAAUAUUAUUAAUUACAUACAUAUAUACUAUAUAGUUAAAAACAAAAAAAAUCAAUGGCAGCAGACUCAUAUGGAUAUGAUGAAGAAAGUAGUUGUUCAUCCUCCAUAACAAUGCCAGAUUCUAGCCAUAGUUGGAUGAGUCUAAACCUAAACCUAAACCUAAACUUAAACCUUAGUAGUCUAAGUUUAAGUAGGCGAAGCAGUUUUUCAAGCAAUAUAUCUCUUUCUUCUCCGUCUACAAAGCCUCACAAGGCGCAACAAGCGGCUUGGGAGGCGAUAAAGGGGUUGCGGAGGCAGGUGGCCGGAGGCCGUGUCGGCCUCGAGCACUUCCGUAUCAUUAAACGUGUAGGAGGAGGUGAUUUAGGCAAUGUUUACUUAUGCCAAAUAAGAAGUCCUGCCACCACCGCCACCGCCGCCGCACCGCCGUGCUAUUAUGCCAUGAAGGUGGUUGAUAGAGAGGCUUUAGCUAUAAGGAAUAAGCUUAUUAGGGCAGAUAUGGAAAAGGAUAUAUUAGGGAUGUUGGAUCAUCCUUUUUUGCCUACUUUAUAUGCUGAUUUUCAAGCUUCUCAUUAUUCUUGUUUAGUCAUGGAAUUUUGCUCUGGUGGUGAUUUGUAUGCUCUUAGACUUCGCCAACCUAAUAGGACUUUUCAUAUCACUUCUUCUAAGUUUUAUGCUGCGGAGACACUUUUAGCCUUGGAGUAUCUACACAUGAUGGGAAUCAUAUAUAGGGAUCUUAAGCCAGAAAAUGUACUAGUAAGAGAGGAUGGUCACAUUAUGCUUUCUGACUUUGAUCUUUCACUCAAGUGUGACGUGGUCCCAAAGUUGUUAAAACAAAAGCUGCCAGCUUCCAUUGAGAAGAACACUUAUGGAAGGUGUUCCACCCCUUCUUGUGUUACUCCCAUACAGCCUGUCUUGUCUUGUUUUUCCAAUAACAAGAGAAGGAAGAAGAAAUCCCCUAAAAACACAACCACAAUAAGAGAAAAAGCCAAUGGUGAUCGCAUUAAUAGCGAUUCCGAUGAUGGUGGUGGUGAUGGUAAUGGUAAUGAUAAUGAAAUCUUUGACACGGAGUUAGUGGCCGAGCCUAUUAAUGCUCGGUCCAAGUCCUUCGUGGGUACCCACGAGUACUUGGCUCCGGAGGUCAUAUCUGGACUCGGUCAUGGAAGUGCUGUCGAUUGGUGGACCUUUGGAGUGUUCCUUUAUGAGAUGUUAUAUGGAAGGACACCUUUUAAGGGUGAAAACAAUGAGAAAACACUCAUCAAUAUUUUGAAACAACCAGUAACGUUUCCUAGGGUGAGUCUAAAUAGCGCGAAAGAAUAUGAAGAAAUGAUGAAAGUUCAAGAUCUUAUUUGUAAGCUUCUAGUGAAAAACCCUAAAAAAAGGAUUGGGAGCUUAACUGGUUCAAAUGAGAUCAAAAGACAUGAGUUCUUCAAGGGUGUUAAUUGGGCCUUAAUUAGGUCAGUUAAACCACCUUUGGUGCCUAAGGAACAAGUUCACAAUGACAAGAUAAGAAAAAGUGCUAGUAGUAAUUGUAGUAGUAGUUAUCAAAGAGGUCUCAAUAUGCCAAAAGCACUAAGCAAGAAAGAGAGGCAAGAACCAUAUCAAAUUCCUCAUCAUCAUUUUGAUUACUUUUAAGAUACUUACUUUUUUUUUUGGAACUGUAAAUAAUUAGUUUACUUUAUUAUAGGGUCUUAAUAGAUGAUAAUAUAAGUUGAUUAAUGGUAGUGGAUUAGUAGCUCUAUAUCACCACUAUGUUUAUCAUCAUAUGUAUAAUCAUAGAUUAAAGAGAGAGAUCAUCUCCUCAAUUCUUUCUCAUUUAUCUAACUUAUUAUUAUUAUA
Molecule: messenger RNA, 2051 nt
Organism: Beta vulgaris subsp. vulgaris (sugar beet)
Lineage: Eukaryota; Viridiplantae; Streptophyta; Magnoliopsida; Caryophyllales; Amaranthaceae
Product: protein kinase PINOID 2
Exons: 2
Coding region: 270-1847 (525 amino acids)
Biological process (GO): protein phosphorylation
Cellular component (GO): cytoplasm; nucleus; plasma membrane
Molecular function (GO): protein serine/threonine kinase activity; ATP binding
Source: RefSeq, a predicted model, not a curated record